Molecule: messenger RNA, 1433 nt
Organism: Temnothorax curvispinosus
Lineage: Eukaryota; Metazoa; Arthropoda; Insecta; Hymenoptera; Formicidae
Product: mitochondrial ornithine transporter 1
Exons: 6
Coding region: 1-1365 (454 amino acids)
Biological process (GO): mitochondrial L-ornithine transmembrane transport
Molecular function (GO): L-ornithine transmembrane transporter activity
Source: RefSeq, a predicted model, not a curated record
AUGGCUGGGCAGUAUCCGAACGAGGAGGCUCGGGAGGAUCGCCACGGCACACGACGGCACGGCGGCACACAGUGCGACGCGACGCGAGACGCCGAGACCGCGACCGACGGACAGCGCGCACUUUCCCUCUGCGGCCUCUACCCUGUGCCCGUGCCCGUGCCCGGGUCCGACGAUUUCUCGAGCCGAGCCUGCUCGUUGAAGACAAGACGUGAACGACAGGGCGACGAUAUCAAUAGCUUCUUUUCCACAGAGAUACAUACGUAUAUAUCGCUUUGCGAGACGCUCGAUUCGUCAGUAUCGCUCGUUGCGCGCGGCUGGCUGGCGAUCGCGUCUGUUUUAUCGUGCUCAAGACGAGAGCACGUGGCCGCGCCGAAGAAAUUUCCCUCCCGGACGAUGACGACAAGCAGCGUCGCCGGGCCGAUCGGCGCGGAAGUGGUCCACGUGUCGACGGAACGCGGCCGCGGAAGCAUCAAGGACGGCGCGAUCGAUUUCCUGGCCGGUUCGCUCGGCGGUGUAGCACUUGUCUACGUGGGCCAGCCGUUGGACACGGUGAAGGUAAAGAUGCAAACCUUCCCGUCCAUGUACAAAGGCAUGGUAAAUUGUUUUCUGCGUACGUUAAGGACAGAUGGUAUCGCAAGGGGUUUGUACGCCGGAACGAUCCCGGCGGUAGUCGCCAAUGUAGCCGAGAACUCGGUGUUGUUCGCGGCAUACGGCGGAUGUCAAAAAGCAAUUGCUCAUUUAUCAGGUGUACAGAGCGUAAAGGAGCUCAGCUCCUUCAGCAACGCCUGGGCCGGCUUCUUCGCCGCGUUCUUUUCCUCGCUGACGCUGUGCCCAACGGAGUUGAUAAAGUGCAAGCUACAGGCUAUGAGGGAAGUUGAACAGAUGCAAGCGACAACUGGCAAGGAAAAAUCCACGCGACCUCGCAUAGGACCGUGGAGUUUGACGAGGCAGAUUCUGAGAGAGCAAGGUGUAAAAGGAAUGUUUACAGGUCUCUCGUCGACGAUAGCCCGCGAAAUGCCGGGCUAUUUCUUCUUCUUCGGUGGCUACGAGGCCACGAGGGAGCUGCUAGCUGCGAAGGGUCAGAAUAGCGAUGAUAUUGGCUGGCAAAAGACAAUGGUAGCUGGUGCGGUCGGUGGCGCGAUGCUCUGGCUAGCGAUAUUUCCAGCCGACGUCGUUAAGAGUAGGAUACAGGUGCAGAACUUGAAAACACCCGCCUUGAUAGUUUUCAAGGAUAUCGCGCGGCAAGAAGGCAUCGGCGCGCUGUAUAACGGAUUGACGCCGACUUUAAUCAGAACGGUACCAGCGACCGCGACACUGUUCGUCACUGUCGAAUACACGAAGAAAGUUAUGCACAAUUAUUUCUAAAAAUCUGUUUCAACAUUUCCGUGUUCUUACGUGACCUGAUACCCCACGAAUAUCCUACGUACGAAAGC